Molecule: messenger RNA, 1094 nt
Organism: Macadamia integrifolia
Lineage: Eukaryota; Viridiplantae; Streptophyta; Magnoliopsida; Proteales; Proteaceae
Product: vesicle transport protein GOT1-like
Exons: 8
Coding region: 314-736 (140 amino acids)
Biological process (GO): endoplasmic reticulum to Golgi vesicle-mediated transport; retrograde transport, endosome to Golgi
Source: RefSeq, a predicted model, not a curated record
AUUUCUUCAAUUGAUGAAUCAGGGACCGCCAUUAAAAACCCGCCUUCGUGAUCAGUAACCCCGAUCACUCACACACCACCACCACCACCACCACCACCACCACCAGUGAGAUCGUUGCUCCCGCUCCCUUUGUUUGUUACGUACUUCGUUGGUUCGUGUACGGCUCUACAUUCGGUAUCGGAUCGAUCUGUUUGCAUGAUCUGGUUCUCAAACAACUGAUAGGUUCAUUUUGAUUGAUUAUUGUAUAACUCUUCGGUUUCAAUAAGGAUAAUUCAGGUCUGCAGGCUUCAAGCAUAGUGUUUAGAUCGGCAAGAUGGUUUCAUUCGAGAUGAACGACCGGAAAAAGAUCGGGCUAGGAUUGACAGGUUUUGGCAUAUUUUUCUCGUUUCUGGGCAUUAUCUUUUUCUUUGACAAGGGAUUUCUUGCCAUGGGUAAUAUACUCUUCUUGUCAGGGUUGAUGUUAACUAUUGGACUGAAGUCCACCAUGCAAUUCUUCAUGAAACGCCAGAACUACAAGGGUACAAUCUCAUUCGGUUCUGGCUUCUUCUUCGUCCUUGUUGGGUGGCCUCUCCUUGGCAUGAUGUUUGAAGCAUAUGGGUUCAUUGUACUCUUCAGUGGUUUCUGGCCUACACUGACAGUUUUUCUUCAAAGGAUACCAAUACUUGGCUGGGUGUUCCAACAGCCAUUUGUGACUUCGUUCUUUGAUAGGUACAGGACCAGAAGGGUGCCUGUAUGAAGAAUCUCUGAACCCGUGGAGCAGUGAAGAAGCACUGCAGAACAUUUUCCCCCUUGUAAGAUAACAGCUGACCGAGAUCCACUGUCUUGUUCUCACCCACAUUGUUACGAGUUGAAGAUUUACUUGAUUGGUGAUAUAGCCAUUUUCUGUAUAAUUCAAAAUUUGUAUAAACAUCACUUUCAUCCAAUUAAAUGUUUUUGAAAAAUGAAAUGUGAUGUCCUUUAUCAGCAAUCUGUUAUGCCGCCUUCAUUCCCUGAAUGUAAGAUAUUGUUGACGGACCCCCCAGAGAUUCUGGGUAUAUAUUUUUUUCUGAUGUAGUUUCUUCAAUAAAAAAGGCAGGUUCUAAUUUAUUUAUUUA